UGGAUAAACAAUGAGCGUGUUGUGCUUUCUUGGUGUUGGAGGCUGUCUGUCCUGUCAUGUGUCCUCCUCUCCUCAUGCUAGCUAACUGACUUCAGUUAGCUUGACGCGCUACGAUGUAGUGGAACGCACCCAUAACGGAAAACAAAUAAACUUAUGUCCUCAUUAUGGCAUGUUUGGGAAUCACACGGGCGUUCCUCACCUGCCUGGUCCUACGGCGAACCUGUGAAGCUCUCUGGUGUAACUGCACCACGGCCCGCUGUGAGAAGACGGGCUUCCGCUGCGAGACGGACGGGGCCUGCAUGGCCUCCACCUCCUCCAUCGAGGGCCACGAGCAGCACGUUCGUACGUGCAUCACCAGGGACAAACUGGAGCCUCCCGGGCAGCCUUUCUACUGCCUGAGCGCGCAGGGCCUGCUCAACAUCCACUGCUGCUACAGCGACUACUGCAACAGCAUCGACCUCCGAGUGCCCUCUGUGACCACCCGGCCGGGCCCCGAGGGAGGGUCGGGCCCAGGCGGCUCGUGGGGGCCGGCGCAUCUGGCCGCCGUGAUUGCGGGGCCGCUGCUCCCGCUUUGUCUGCUGCUGCUGGUGGGCGUCUGCUUGUGUCGGCGCCGGCGCCGGGCCUGCGGGCUCAGACAGAGGCUGGAGCUGGAAGAUCCCUCCUGUGACAACCUGUACAUGCCCAGCGACGGGACCCUGCAAGACCUCAUCUACGAUCUCUCCACGUCUGGUUCGGGCUCAGGUCUGCCUCUGUUUGUGCAAAGGACCGUCGCCAGAACCAUUGUCCUCCAAGACGUCAUCGGGAAGGGGCGCUUUGGCGAGGUGUGGCGAGGCCGCUGGAGGGGCGGCGACGUGGCGGUGAAAAUCUUCUCCUCGAGGGAAGAGCGCUCCUGGUUCCGCGAGGCGGAAAUCUACCAGACCAUCAUGAUACGACACGAGAACAUCCUGGGCUUCAUCGCCGCUGACAAUAAAGACAACGGCACAUGGACUCAGCUGUGGUUGGUGUCCGACUACCACGAGCACGGCUCCCUGUUUGACUACCUCAACCGCUACUCCGUCACGUGUGAGGGAAUGAUCAAACUGGCCCUGACAGCCGCCAGCGGCCUGGCACAUCUGCACAUGGAGAUCCUCGGGACACAAGGAAAGCCCGGCAUUGCACACCGAGACCUAAAGUCCAAGAACAUCCUGGUGAAGAAGAACUGCACCUGCGCCAUUGCGGACCUGGGUUUAGCUGUCCGUCACGACUCUAUCACAGACACCAUCGACAUGGCCCCCAACCAGAGAGUGGGAACCAAGAGGUACAUGGCUCCAGAGGUCCUGGAUGAGAGCAUCAACAUGAGGCACUUUGACUCCUUCAAGUGUGCCGACAUCUACGCUUUGGGGCUGGUCUACUGGGAGAUCGCGCGGCGCUGUAACAGCGGAGGAGGUGCCCAUGAGGAUUACCAGCUGCCCUACUACGACCUGGUGCCCUCCGACCCUUCGCUGGACGAGAUGAAAAAGGUGGUGUGCGACCAGAAGAUACGACCCAGCAUCUCAAACUGGUGGCAGAGCCAUGAGGCUCUGCGGGUUAUGGGCAAAAUAAUGAGAGAGUGCUGGUACGCCAACGGGGCAGCCCGCCUGACGGCCCUGCGCAUCAAGAAGACCCUUUCCCAGCUUGGUGUCAAGGAGGACAUUAAAGUCUGAGCUGGGGGGGCACCGAGGGUCACCUCCAGAACUGAGCCGAGCGCACAAGGAACACGUGCGAUGCUUUGCAAUUAUUAUUUGGAUUUUUUUAAGCCACUCCUGACAAACCCUACCUCGCUUACCCACAGUACUUUUUCCGUCUGCUUCCUCUCUACGAGCAUCCCCGGGGGGGGGGGGGGGUUCAAAAUGAUGACAGUGAAUGUAUCACACGACAGAAGUUUAUUAGCAGACAUCCUCACAUCACAGAUUCCUCGGAGGUUCCUCUACAAGAGUGAGGGAAGCGGCAACAACGAGGUGCUUUGAAAUCAAGCGAGAUGGUCGAGCUUUUGGACUGACGGCGGCAUGGAGCACUUUAGGCCUCAGGUGGCUUGCCCACAGGACACGCAUAGAGUAGUGUUGAUGUACCAUGCCCGGCCCACCACCACGUUCACAUGCAGUCAACAUUCCCCUUUCUGAAACAAUCGGAAUAGCCCGCUUACAUGCCGCAUGGAAAACAUCAUUCCCACUUCUUCCUGUGUCCAAAAACAACAACAGCGGCAAAGCGGAUAACGAACGCUUUGGUGCUGGUACCGACUGACCCACCACCAGGACUUGACGCUAUUGUCUCACUUUCUUCAUGAAAGGAAGGCGAGAACGUGAAGGAAGGGCAAAUGGAGCUUGCUCGUCCUGGAGGGGCUCAGAGUAGAGCCGCUGCUCCUUCACGUGGAGGAGCCAGUUGAGGAUGGAUGGCUGGAUGGGUUAUCGGUGUUCACAUGGCCGUGCGCAGGCGGGUCAUUGCCAACAUUGCGGUUGUUUGACUGCAUGUAAACGCACUACAUGUUUGUCACACGUCAAACAUGGAUCCCGAUGUUGUGGUCGGUGUUAUUCCAGCACAUGCUCGCGUCACGCACACUGGAACGUUACUUUCAAUUCUCUCAAAUGUUGUCGAUCUUCUUUCAGGUAACUGACGCACUUUUGUCUUUUAUGUGCUUUUAUUAUUUCGAUUUGUCUGCUGGGUGCGUUACUACUGAAAUGACUCGAGAAUCAUCCGGAAGCAAUGUUGACUUCUUUAUAUUUUUUAACAUGACACUGGUUACGCCCAUCCUGGAAAAGUACCCGUGAGAAGAAAUGCUUUUAACUUGAAGACUUGUGGCAAUAACGAAAGACGAGGUGUUUUAUUGUAUUUGCCUUAUAGUUCAUGUAAAUAUGCUCUGCCUUCUUCUGUGAAAUAUAAUGUGAGUCAAAACAGUUGCCUUCUGAUUUCAGCCCCCCCCACAUCCACGUGCACAUAUAACAGUAUUGCUGUUUCAUAGCAUGUUCUAAACAGGAAAUAUGUGUUCCUCUGCACACCCCACAAGAGAAAUGUGUUCCCUCGCUCCGUUGUGGUCCACCUUUCACAGACUUGCUGUUUCACGGAUUUUUUUGGGUGCAAUUUUAGUGCUUUUAAAAAACGUUUUACAGUGUGUGCCUGGCCCUUUAAGAAGAACUGCAUUGUGGGAAGUUAAGCGUUGGAGUUCGGUGCUUUAGCUCGAGGUGGCGUCUCUCUCUCGCUCUCUCGUCUGUCUGCACCGCCUAUUGUCUUCUGCGUCCUGAUUGGCUGUAGACCGUCAGUCAGGCACCUUCGUGCCUGUUGUGUUCAUCGCUAGCAAACAACCUGCAGUCUUCGUGUGUUUGCAAGUUUCUCCCCGACAAAACCCACAGUGUCGACGAGAUGUUCCGCGCCCAAAAGGCAGGGGAAGCCAACCGUCGCACAAAAAGUUGGGCUUGUGGACCUGCUGAAGGAAAGGACAAGUAACACGGCUGUAGGGCACCGUUACGCAAUCAAGGAGUCUUGGGUUGGAGGAGGAGGAAAAUCCGACGACAGCGCCGAUAUGUUUUAUUUAACAAGCAUAUAAAAACGCUUCAGCAGAACGGUGCCAGGACGCAGCGGUACGGUCAGAGGAGUCACUUUGUCAUUUCUUGGGUCCAACAUAGUAGGUUGGUCAUUAAAAUUCACACAAAAUUUGAACUUUAAGAGUUUAAACGAGAGAAAUGUGAGUAAAAAAUAAAAUAAAGAGUUGGCUACUUUGCAGAUUUCACUUAUUUAUUUUUUUAUCUAUGAUCUUGAACUUUUGAUCAGCUGAUGAACAGUCUAUUUCACUUGAAGGCUUCCUUUUUGU
Dunckerocampus dactyliophorus (ringed pipefish) is the source of this 3820-nucleotide messenger RNA. RefSeq names its product activin receptor type-1B-like. Gene Ontology annotation, biological process: cellular response to growth factor stimulus; nervous system development; protein phosphorylation. The record is from RefSeq and is a predicted model, not a curated record. The transcript is spliced from 9 exons. Gene Ontology annotation, molecular function: ATP binding; activin binding; activin receptor activity, type I. The coding region runs from base 165 to 1682 and encodes 505 amino acids. Gene Ontology annotation, cellular component: activin receptor complex; plasma membrane. NCBI's taxonomy places the organism in Eukaryota, Metazoa, Chordata, Actinopteri, Syngnathiformes, Syngnathidae.